ACAAUCACACCAAGAAUCAAUCUCCCUCUCUCGUGAAAACAACCCAAAAUGGCGAAGCUUGCCACCCUGGCAGCGAUCCUUGGAGUCCUCGUGGUGGUGUCCCAUGCUGUGGCGGCCAACAGUGCCACCAUAACCACGGUCGACAUCGAUGAGCCUGAGAACCAGAGGUGCCGCGGCGGGAGCUGCUACGAGCAGGCCGAGAGGCUCGACCGCUGCGAGCAGCUCUUCGAGGAUGUGAUCCAGGGAGGCGGCGGGUAUGGAGGCGGUCGGUACGGUGGCGACCGAUAUGGUGGUGGCUACGGAAGUGAGCGGUAUGGAGGCUGUCGGUACGGUGGCGACCGGUAUGGUGGCAGCUAUGGAGGGUACGGAGGCGGUCGGUAUGGUGGUGACCGGUAUGGUGGCGGCUAUGGCGGGUAUGGAGGUGGUCGGUAUGGAGGCGGUCGGUAUGGCGGUGACCGGUAUGGUGGCCGCUUCGGCGGCUACGGAAGUGGGCGGUGGGGUGGCCAAGACCAGUGCUCUGGCCAGCAGCUGAGGCAGUCGAGGCACUUCGAGCCGUGCUGCAAUGAGCUGAGGCAGCUGGACGACGAGUGUCGAUGCCAGGGACUAAGGGAGGUGAUCAGAGAGCAGAUAGGCGGGUACGGAGGCCGGGGAUCGCAAGACGAGGUGAGGAGGUGCGCGAGGAACCUGCAGAACAUGUGUGGGCUUGGUCAGUCUUGUUACAACGAGGCCACGUUGGAUGAAGCAGUCAAGGCUUGA
This is a messenger RNA of Rhodamnia argentea, 756 nucleotides long. Its product is annotated as abscisic acid and environmental stress-inducible protein-like. Bases 49 to 756 code for a protein of 235 amino acids. Lineage: Eukaryota; Viridiplantae; Streptophyta; Magnoliopsida; Myrtales; Myrtaceae. Gene Ontology annotation, molecular function: nutrient reservoir activity. The transcript is spliced from 5 exons. The record is from RefSeq and is a predicted model, not a curated record.